UCGAAGUCAUUUUUCGAAAUGAAAGAAGAAAAGAAAUAGUAUAAUCUAAUCUUUUUUCUUUGGUUUUGCUCGAGGAUUCUUAAACCAUGGGUACACUUGAUAAGUUGGGGAACUGGCCUUUUGCAUCUCUGAUGGCCACCAUCAUUGUUUUUGUGGGAGUUGGUGUGUUUUGUGGAACCCUGUACCGAGCAUUACAGAUCAUCAUUAUCAAUGUCAUGGAGGGGUUGUUUCAGUUUACAGUGACAUGGUUGUCUGUGGUACAGAUUGUGUUUAUUGUGAUUGCUGUAGUGAUGGCACUGUUCUCCAUUGUCCUGUUGGUUUUUGGUUUCCUAGCAACAGGAGCAACCAGACAAAAUGUGUACUCUGGGAAGAGAUGCAUUAUGGGAGGACAAGUGUCUGCUGGAUUUUUUAUGAUGAUGUCAUUCCUGUUGAGUUUAGUCUGGAUCGUGAUAGUUGGAUUGGCUACCAUUCCUGUGUUUCUGUACAUCAUGCUGGGUUCCAUCUGUAACCAGGAAGUGUACAACAACAACUACCAAACUGUCAAUUACUGCUUUGAACUCAAGCAUUAUGGUAUCUACAGGAAUUCCACAUAUCCAUUUCUGGGUGUUGCUCCCCCAGGGAGGGAUGCAAUCUGUAACCCCGUAGAGCUGAGGGUCUUAUGUGAUAGGUUUGCUGAAGCAGGUCCUCUGUUUUGCACAGCCUUAGCUGGGGCAGCAUGUAUCAUCAGUGGUAUGAUAUUAUUCAUGUCCAUCCUAUCAGCCAACUACACCAGAAUCAAAAUCUCCAAGGAGCUGACAGAUUAUCGCAAUGCUGUAGAUAUGGAGGAGAUAGACCUACAUAGCAAUGGAAAGGGGAUUCUGGAUCAGACCUAUGACAAGAGCAGCUACCGGUGAUCUGAUUCACGGAAAUGUUUAAAGAUGAGGCAUAUAUCCUCUUCACAUGAGAAAAUCCACACUGUUGAAAUCUUUGUCCAUAUUCUUUGUCCAUUCCAACAGAUUCCGAACAUUUUAUGAAUGACUGGAUGUACUCUUGUCUUAGCAAUUGUCAUACUUUUUAAAAAUUGUAGAUAAAAAUAGUAGUACUUUUUUGUAUAUGUACCAUCACAAUGGUAACGAUCAUUUAAUACAUUUGAGCAUAUAAACAUACAUGUGACUCCAUUGUGUUAUUUAUGAAUCGGUCUUUUUAUCUGCAAACUUAUCUUUUGUAUAUUGUAUGGUUGUGAAAUGGUGUUUUUUUUAUAUAUAAUAUGUACUUUUUGUUGAGUAUAAAAAUGUGAUAAGCAUUACCUAAGGGUUAUGUGCAGUAAACUUUUAAAAAAUAUUUUACAAAUAUUAUCAUUUAUCUGUGAAAAUAUAUUUUUAUGCAUUAGCAUUCCCAAUAUUUUUCUUUUUGAUGCAGCCUAAAUUUUCCACUUGUGAAAUAAGUUUUUUUUUUUUGGAAACAUGCCUGAUUCUGAUGAACCAGAAGUACAUGUAAAUCACGCCUUACAAGGGAAAUAACUCCCUUAGCACAUUCCAUUGUUUAUGUAUUGCUACUUGUAUAUAUACCUUCAAUUUUUAUUGUAUUUUGUAUGUAUCAUAUCAUAUUGAAUUCAUUUUUUAUAUUUUUUGCCAUAUAUUUUGACAUCAACUCUUUAUCUUUAGUCUAACCUGACCAUAUCUUUCAUAUACAUGUGCUUCUUGAGUUUUUAGUGCAUGUGUAAUAGUAUUUUUUAAUUACUAUGUUCAAUAAAAAGUAAUAUAAAUAUAUACAUAUAUUUUGAAUAUAAAGGUUGUUUUAUAGACAGAUUAUUUAUUCUACAUAAAGUAAUUUUAUGACAUAUAAAAAUUACCUCUUUUUAUGAAUAUUAUCAGGUCUUUUGCCAAGAAAAUCAAGAACACAUAUCAUUAAUGAAAGAGACAUUAAAAAUGUCUGAUGUUGUACAUAUUUAUAUUAAGUAUUGUCUUUGUAAUAUCUGCUCUGCGGAAUCCAUAAGAAUCUUUUAUUUUAAUUGAGGAAAUAAUGAUUUCAGGUAUUUCAAAUUUAUCGAAUGCCUCAAUGCUCUAUGAUUUGACGGUAUAUUUUUAAUUAAAUUCGCAUUGUAUGUGUACUAAGUGCAUUAUGUAUGUAAUAAAAACAAUCUUAAAGUAUAA
Saccostrea echinata is the source of this 2132-nucleotide messenger RNA. Its product is annotated as neuronal membrane glycoprotein M6-a-like. The transcript has 7 exons. The record is from RefSeq and is a predicted model, not a curated record. The coding region runs from base 87 to 893 and encodes 268 amino acids. Gene Ontology annotation, biological process: neuron projection development. NCBI's taxonomy places the organism in Eukaryota, Metazoa, Mollusca, Bivalvia, Ostreida, Ostreidae. Gene Ontology annotation, cellular component: plasma membrane.